Messenger RNA from Glossina fuscipes, 870 nucleotides. Its product is annotated as cyclin-K-like. Bases 4 to 870 code for a protein of 288 amino acids. The record is from RefSeq and is a predicted model, not a curated record. The transcript has 9 exons. NCBI's taxonomy places the organism in Eukaryota, Metazoa, Arthropoda, Insecta, Diptera, Glossinidae.
AGGAUGGGAGAAAAUUAUUUUAAGACCGUUGCGGCCAGUGUGCUAUUCAUUAUUUUCUUUCUGCAUCCAAAUGAUUGCACGCCUCAGGAUGACGAAGUAACCACAGAUGCUGGCCCCACUUCUCCUGCCAGCAACGUUGAGGAUACUACUCCUACGCCUAGUGAACCGGAAUCCGAAGAGGGAACAAGCGUUAAUCCUUCUACCAACGCCGUUGAGGAUACUACUCCUAUGCCUAUUGAACCGGAACCCGAAGAGGUAACAAGCGCCAAGCCCGAGGAACAUAGUACUCCAAACGAAAACGAAAAGCGUACGCAUCAUCGCCAGCCGCCCAAAGCAAACGUAAAGCAAGCGCGUCAUCACGCAAUGAUCAAAGGUGAUAUGGCCUCGAUAGCUUCACCAAUCCUUGUGGAAGGUGUAGACGCAUUAACUAAUUUACUAUCAGAGGAUACGUUCGGUGGACCUCACGCCGACCAUGGGCCAUCAAUACGAAAACAACUGAUGCUGCGAGGACCGCGGCAAGCACCUCAAUCGCCUGUAAAUGGGCAAGCUGCGACAAUUAAAUCACCUGCACCUAACCCAGCUGUAGCUGUGCCACCUCCACCUAUGCCGCCUGCAGUUGGGCCACCUGCGCUUGGGCCACCUGCAGUUGCGCAACCUCCAUUUAUGCCACCUGCUGUUGCGCAACCUCCAUUUAUGCCACCUGCAGCUGCGGCACCUCCACGUAUGCCACCUGCACUUCCAAAUGGGCCACCUCCAAAUGGGCUACCUCCAAAUGGGCCACCUGCUGUUGGGCCACCUGCACGUCCUGGCGGCGGUGCAAACUAUCCUUUUGUCCCGUCACAGGGCAAGACUGUUAACAUAUACCUUUAA